CUUUUGGGAUCUAUAAUUGUUCGCGUCUUUCUCCCCACUCUUCCACUUUUUUUCUUAUUCUUGUGCUUGCCAAUAUUAUACCUCAAAUGGCGUCCAAAAUACUUUCUCGGGCCGUGUCCCUUCCUGCUGGAACCUUUCGCCAUGUUAAAACCGCUACUCCUGUUGGAUUGAGACACUAUGCCACCGACGCUGAAAAGAAGGCUAGAAUUAAUCAAUACAGUGCCAACAUUACUCAGCCCAAGAGUCAGGGUGCCUCGCAGGCCAUGUUGUACGGCACUGGUUUGACUGAUGCGGAUAUGGGCAAAGGUCAAGUCGGUAUCUCGAGUGUUUGGUAUGAAGGCAACCCGUGCAACAUGCACUUGAUGGAUCUGGCCCAAAAAGUCAAGGAAGGUGUUCAGGCUGCCGGUUUGAUCGGUUAUCGAUUCAACACGAUCGGUGUCAGUGAUGGUAUGUCGAACGGUACCGCUGGUAUGAGCUUUUCGCUCCAGUCGCGUGAUAUCAUUGCCGACAGUAUCGAAACCGUCAUGUGUGGUCAAUGGUACGAUGCAAACAUUUCCCUUCCUGGCUGUGACAAGAACAUGCCUGGUUGUUUGAUGGCUAUGGGUCGUGUCAACCGUCCUUCGUUAAUGGUGUAUGGCGGUACUAUCAAGCCUGGUAAAGGCUGUGGUGGCGAGACGCUCGAUAUUGUCUCGGCUUUCCAGGCCUACGGUGCUUAUGUCAGUGGUCAGAUCGAUGAAGCCAAGCGCUACGAUAUCAUCCGUAACGCUUGCCCCGGUCCUGGUGCUUGUGGUGGCAUGUAUACUGCCAACACCAUGGCCUCUGCUGCUGAAGCUAUGGGUAUGACCUUGCCCUACAGUUCUUCGACGCCCGCGACCUAUCCAGAGAAGAUUCAGGAAUGUUUGGAAGCCGGCAAAGCCAUUCGCAACUUGAUGGAAAAUGACAUCAAGCCUCGCGACAUUAUGACCCGUGCUGCUUUCGAGAACGCUAUCACGCUGACCAUGGUUUUGGGUGGUUCGACCAACGUUGUUCUUCAUCUGAUUGCUAUUGCCCGUAGUGUGGGCAUCAACUUGGACUUGGAGGACUUCCAGACCAUCAGUGACAAGACCCCCUUCUUGGCUGACUUGAAGCCUAGUGGCAAGUAUGUGAUGGAGGAUAUUCACCACACUGGUGGUAUUCCCGCCAUUCUCAAGUACUUGAUGGAGGAGAAGAUGAUUGACGGUAAUGUUCUGACUGUUACCGGCAAGUCCUUGGAAGAAAACUUGCACUCCUUGCCUGGAUUGCCUCAUGGCCAGGAUGUCAUUCGUCCCUUGUCAAACCCCAUCAAACAGACCGGUCAUAUCCAAAUUUUGCGUGGUAACUUGGCCCCUGAAGGAUCUGUUGCCAAAAUUACCGGUAAAGAAGGUCUGGAUUUCCGUGGCAAGGCGCGUGUCUUUGAUGGUGAAGAAGAUUUCGUCGUUGCCUUGGAAAACAAUGAAUUCAAAAAAGGUGAAAAGACUGUCAUUGUCAUCCGUGGUGAAGGUCCCAAGGGUGGUCCAGGCAUGCCUGAAAUGUUGAAGCCUACUAGUGCUAUCAUGGGUGCUGGUCUUGGUAACGAUGUUGCUAUGCUUACUGACGGCCGUUUCUCUGGUGGUUCGCACGGUUUCAUUGUCGGCCACGUGUCCCCUGAAGCUCAGGUCGGUGGUCCCAUUGGUCUUUUGAAGGAUGGUGAUAUGGUCAACAUUAGCGCUGUAAGCCGUGAAAUCAACGUCGAGGUUUCUGAUGAAGAAUUGGCCAAGCGUAAGGCUGAAUUCGUUGCUCCUCCACCCAAGUACACUCGUGGUACUCUUGCCCGUUAUGUCAUGACAGUCAAAAGCGCCAGUGAAGGUGCUGUCACUGAUGAAUUGUAAAACGGAAUACAUCACAUUCUUAUACACACACUUUUUUCCCCUCACAUUUAAUUUCUGUUUCUCUCGCACCUUCUUCAUUCUAUCAUCCAUAUUCGAUAUCAUUCUAUGUACAAAAAGAAAGAAAAGUUUUUAUUUAUGCCUAAAAUAAAAGAAAACAAGCAAUUUGCUAAUUAGUAAUAUAUUUUGU
Molecule: messenger RNA, 2073 nt
Organism: Zychaea mexicana
Lineage: Eukaryota; Fungi; Mucoromycota; Mucoromycetes; Mucorales; Lichtheimiaceae
Product: dihydroxy-acid dehydratase
Exons: 9
Coding region: 87-1886 (599 amino acids)
Biological process (GO): branched-chain amino acid biosynthetic process
Cellular component (GO): mitochondrion
Molecular function (GO): dihydroxy-acid dehydratase activity
Source: RefSeq, a predicted model, not a curated record